GUCAUACCUGUAGGGAUGCCUGAGUUCAGUCCAUUUGUCAUACCUGUAGGGAUGCCUGUGUUCAGUCCAUUUGUCAUACCUGUAGGGAUGCCUGAGUUCAGUCCAUUUGUCAUACCUGUAGGUAUGCCUGAGUUCAGUCCAUUUGACAUACCUGUAGGGAUGCCUGUUUGGUUUAGUCUGCUUCUGUUAGUGACUACAGUACAUCAAGUGAUCUGUCUGAACAAUGGUUUGGCACGGACUCCCCCUAUGGGUUGGUUGUCAUGGGAACGAUACAGAUGUAACAUUGAUUGCGAUGCUGAUCCAGACAAUUGUAUCAGUGAAAAACUGUACAUGACCAUGGCUGAUCUGAUGGUAUCAGAAGGCUACAAGGAUGCUGGGUACCAAUAUGUCAAUAUAGAUGAUUGCUGGAUGACAAAACAGAGGGACAAAAAGGGUUCCCUGGUACCAGACCCAAAAAGGUUCCCACAUGGGAUAAAAUAUCUAGCAGAUCAUAUACAUUCAAAAGGACUGAAAAUGGGAAUUUAUGAAGACUUUGGCACAAAAACAUGUGGAGGUUACCCAGGUAGCAAGUUCUACCUGCAGAAAGAUGCUGAGACAUUUGCAGCAUGGGGCGUAGACAUGCUCAAACUAGAUGGUUGCUACACAAAUAAAGGAGAUUAUGAUUAUGGCUAUCCAAUCAUGGAAUUCUUCUUGAACCGGACUGGACGUCCUAUGCUGUAUUCCUGCAGCUGGCCUGCUUACAUAUCAAAUCCUAAUUAUGUGAAAAUUGCCAAGUACUGUAACAUCUGGCGUAAUUAUGCUGAUAUCGGAGAUUCCUGGGACAGUGUUAGAGGUAUUAUAGAGUAUUAUGGGAAGGACAAAGGGAACUUCAGCAAAGUGGCAGGACCUGGAAAUUUUAAUGAUCCUGAUAUGUUGAUUAUAGGAGACUAUGGUUUAAGUUAUGAGCAACAGAAGACACAGAUGGCUCUAUGGUCAAUAAUGGCAUCACCAUUGUUCAUGUCAAGUAACCUGAGGAAGAUGCCUCCAGCAUCAAAAGCCUUACUGCUCAACAAGAGGGCAAUAGCUGUAAACCAGGAUCCCCUGGGUAUACAGGGGACUAGGAUAGAUAUGAUUGGGAAAAAUAUUGAAGUGUGGACCAAGCCUAUAUCACCUAAAGGCAAAUCCAUAGCUUUUGCAUUCCUCAAUACAGAAGAAGGUGGAGGGCCUACUGAGGUGAGUUACCCGGUGAGCAAGCUAGGUGCCAUAGCCCCUGCAGGUUACAGCAUUACAGAAGUGUUUUCUGGUACGUUUAUAGGAAAGUUCAAACCCCACGACAGUCUUAAUGUCACUGUAGAUCCGACAGGAGUGUUCUUUGGAGUGGCUGAGUUUCGUGGUUAAAGCUUAUUGUGAUACAGAUCUGAUCUUUAACAGCAACUUUGAGACAUUCCAUUAUGCAUGUAAUGCAAUACAAUGUUAUUCAGAGGCAUUUGAUGUCUUUUAUAUAGAGGAUAUUACAUGAGUGUCUUUUCAUAUUGAAUUUAUCAAAGGAGUUGAAUAAAAUAAUAAAAUGCGAGACUCUGUCGAGCAUUUUAUCAAUUUUAUUCAACAAGUUUAAUAAAUUCAAUGUGGAAAGACACAAAUGUAAUAUUCUGUUUAUCACAUGUAAGCUUUUCUUGUUGAAACAUCAGAAUUUCUUCUUUCUUUACCUAUUAUAGACUAAGUUAAAUCGACCAACAUCUUCUAUAGAUAAAUGAUGUCAACGUCAAAGCUUUAUUACACUAGUGUAUUAUCAAAUUUAUGUGAUGGCUUUUUUUCACUCCUACUUUGUCAAACGUGAUAUAGCCCUUUACAGCAUUUUUAUCAACAUGAUAUCUUAUUGUUCAGUAAAACCAUUGUAUGUAAUCGCUACUAAGUGAAGAACAAGUGCUAUUACCUUUAGCUGAUUUAUUAUGUACUGAGUUGGUGGUGCAAUGAAAGAAACUGUGUGUCAUCUUUUUGAUUAAAAAUCUGAAGAAAUAAGUAAGUUUAUUGAAAACUUUUUUCAGGUUUAAAAAAAUCUCCUUGUACAAAAAUCUCAUAUUUUCAGCUCUUAUUUUAGAGAGUAAAGAUCUCGUAUAAAGUAUAUUUGAUAUAAUUAUUAUAAGAAAUUCUUGUUAGCUCAACUAUUUGAAGAAUAGUCUAGUUAUUCUACUCACCCUGACGUUGGUGUCGGCAUGACACCUUGGUUAAAGUUUUGCAUGCAAGUACAUAUGGCUAUCAUUUAAAGGCAUAUAGCUUUGAAACUUAUUUUUUCUUUUUCUAGGUCAAUUACCAACCUCUCUGGGUCAAGUCCCAUAACUCUGACCUACAUUUUGGCCAAAUUGUGCCCCCUUUUGGACUUAGAAAAUCCUGGUUAAAGUUUUGCGUGCAAGUACAUACACCUAUUACGAAAAGGCGUACAGAUUUAAAACUUAUUUUUUCCUUUUCUAGAUCAAUUACCAACCUCACUGGGUCAAGUCCCAUUACUCUGACAUAUAUUUUUGGCAAAUUAUGCUCCAAUUUGGACUUAGAAAGUUCUGGUUAAAGUUUUGCAUGCAAGUUACUAUCUGCAGAACAAAAUGCAGAUAUUAAAUUGAAUCUUCACAUGUGCCUUCAGGGUUUUAAAACUAGUUGAUUGCAUCAAGUCCAAAAACUCUGACUUGCAUUUUGGUCAAAUUAUGCCCCCUUUUAAACUUGAAACUUCUGGUUAAAGUUUUGCAUGCAAGUUACUUUCUCCAAAACUAAUGCAGAUACUGGAUUGAAACUCUAUAGAUAUUUUAACAUUUUGGGUAAUAUUUUCCUGCCUCUGGGACAAUAAUUCGAAUAGUCAGGCAUUGGCUGUCUUACAGACAGCUCUUGUUUUUGUAUUAUUUUUGAGAAGUAGAUCUCGCAUAUUGCUGAUAUUUGUAUUUCAUUAUAAAUUCUUUAUUCUGUUUACUAGUGUAUUAUGUUGUUCACACUUAAUUAUGCAGUUUAGUAAAUCAUGGAAAAACAAAGUAAUAUAGUUAGAAUCGGAGCUUAGUGAUGGCUGUUUUGUCAAUACUAGACUUUAUGCAAUUAUUUCAACUGUAUAUAAUAUAUACAAUAUAAUCCAGUGUCAAAAUAGUCUCUAAACUUGAAACUUGGUGUAUCUACAAUGGGAAUUAUGUUUAUUUUACAUUGUGAGGAGUUUUUGAUGUGAGGAUAGACUGUGAUAGAACAUGAAUAAAUUAAAUGCAGAUACAAAGAGCUUUGGAACUAGAAACAGUUUUUGAUCGGAUAUUUGAAAUGCUACUGAUUUAUUAGAUUGAAUAAUGUUUAAAAACUAGUGUCUCUUCUUACAUUUUGAAUGUAAUCAAUUUGCAAUGAUGUCAAAUAAAUUUAUAUUAUA
This is a messenger RNA of Mercenaria mercenaria, 3367 nucleotides long. Its product is annotated as alpha-N-acetylgalactosaminidase-like. The record is from RefSeq and is a predicted model, not a curated record. Gene Ontology annotation, molecular function: alpha-galactosidase activity. The transcript has 9 exons. Gene Ontology annotation, cellular component: cytoplasm. Bases 16 to 1377 code for a protein of 453 amino acids. Gene Ontology annotation, biological process: oligosaccharide metabolic process; glycoside catabolic process; glycosylceramide catabolic process. NCBI's taxonomy places the organism in Eukaryota, Metazoa, Mollusca, Bivalvia, Venerida, Veneridae.